This is a messenger RNA of Ochotona princeps (American pika), 2874 nucleotides long. It is a transcript of the gene SHLD2, whose product is annotated as shieldin complex subunit 2. Bases 92 to 2791 code for a protein of 899 amino acids. The transcript is spliced from 9 exons. The record is from RefSeq and is a predicted model, not a curated record. Gene Ontology annotation, biological process: regulation of double-strand break repair via homologous recombination. NCBI's taxonomy places the organism in Eukaryota, Metazoa, Chordata, Mammalia, Lagomorpha, Ochotonidae. Gene Ontology annotation, cellular component: nucleus; site of double-strand break.
GGUUCACGCCUCAAAUAUCUGCAACAUCUAGAGCUGAGCUGAUCUAAAGCCAGGAACUAGGAGCUUCUUCCACAUCUCCCACACGGAAACCAUGAGCAGAGGAGCUCAAGUGCAUGUUUUUUGGGGUGCUCCGGUUGGUCCCCUGAAAAUGACAGUAUCACAAGAAGCAACGUCUCUAAUGCCCACCCCUGAGCCCUGGCGGGAAAUGCAGCUUCCACAGCGUGGCGGGAAGGAUAAGAACCUAGCCCACGAGAGUGGUGGGUGUGCUCACAUCCCAGCAGAGCUUCCUGAUGGCCCUGUGUUAGUGAACCUCGUAAAUAGAUCCAUUCCUGAGAAAGAUGAAUUUACGCAUUCUCAUUCUGAAGCAGGGAGUGCAAAAUCUGUGAAGAUCCACCUGUCAAAGCUGAAUGAUGUGACUAACCCUAAGGUACAAACACACGGAUUUCAGCAGUUAACAGAAGGGGGAAAGUACCCUGAGCCGCAACAGGAAAACAAGAAAAUUACAAGUGAGCUGCCUACUAACCAGGCCUGCAUGAGUGGUUGGGGCUUUCAAACAGACGACGUGAGGUUAAAUCCCAAGAGUGCUGCCAUGUCCAGUGUGCCCUUCAGUGCCCAGCCAGUCGCGAUGGGGCCAGGCACUGUGGAAACCCAGCAGGAGCCAACAGCACAUUAUGAUGAUGUGCAAACCCCAUGUCAGGUGGUUGAGCCAGGACCUGGGGGAGCCGGGCAGACGCUCUCUGAGCAGCACGUGUCUGCCGCCACUGAGUUUCUCAGUGUGAUGACCUCCAGCCAGCUGGCUUUUUUAGCUCUGAGGAAGGAUGAAGGGCAGACAUCUGUAACUUCAGUGACUGUGAACAUGGAGAUUGAGCCAGAGACCAGACCGGGGGAAGUGAGACAAACUGCAGACCAGGAGAGUCAAUCCAGUGCCAACUCAGCAGAAGGAAGUGGGAAUGGCCAAAGCCAAGCCCACUCGCUUGAACUUUUCAGUCCCAUGUGUGCUGACACAAGGAGCAGCCACACUGACCUCAACUCUAAGAAAGCUCUUGUUGAAAACAUAGGAUCCCAAGAGCUUUUCAGCUCCGAGGAGGAACCGCUGCCCAGUGAGGUGGGGAUCGAGCUGUGUGGCUCCGGAAUACUCUGCUCCCAGCGAAUCACCUCCUGCAGGAGUGCGGCCCAAGGGACCCAGGCUCCAAAAGACAGGGCUGCCCCAUCUGAUGCCCCCCGGGCACCUAAGAAAAGGAAGCUGGCUUCUCCCACAGCCAGCUGUGCCGUGGCAGUGGGCCAGCGGACUGCUUUGGUGUCUAAGGGUGUGAAAAAGACAUCCUUAAUCAAAAGCUGUGACUCCAAAAGUCACAAGUAUAAUUGUUUAGUCAUGGUGCUAGCUCCAUGUCACCUGAAAGAGGUCAGCAUCAAGUCGGGCCCCAACGCUGGCUCUAAAGUGCCCUUAGCGACAAUUGUGGUAACAGAUCAAUCAGAAGUCACCAGAAAGGUUUCCCUGUGGAGGACUGCCGCGUUUUGGGCACUGACAGUGUUUCUUGGAGAUGUGAUUUUACUGACAGAUGUUACCAUUCACGAAGAUCGGUGGGCGGCUGAGACGGUGCUCCAGUCAACAUUUACCAGCCAGCUGCUGAAUCUCGGCACUUACUCAUCAGUGCAACCUGAAGAAUAUUCCAAUAUUGUUAGUGAUGUUGUACUUAGAGACUUACUGGCAUAUGUGUCUACAAAACAUCCCUAUCUCAGAGACCUACCUCACAGACGGCCUCAGAAGGUGAACAGCAUAGAGUUCGUAGAAUUGGAGCAACUCCAGUCUGAUACAUUGGUCCAUGCAAUGGUAAAAGUUGUGGAUAUCACAGUACUUACAGAGGCUUCCUACAGUUACAGAGGACAGACGCAAAGGAAGGUUGUGUUAACAGUGGAACAGACCCGGGGUCAACAGUACGUGCUGGUGUUGUGGGGUGCUGGAGCAGUGUGGUACCCUCAGCUUCAAAGGAAAAAAGAUUGUAUUUGGGAAUUUAAAUAUCUUUUUGUUCAGCGUAAUUGUGUACUAGAAAACCUGGAACUGCAUACCACACCCUGGUCAUCCUGCGAGUGCUUAUUUGAUGAUGAUGUAAGGGCGAUUACAUUCAAAGAAAAUUUUCAAAAACGCACACCCUCCUUUUUGAAGCUGUCAGACUUAGCAACUCAGCUACAAGAUAAGCGUUCAGGAGUGAGCCUGAUAAAAGCCCGGGUUUUAGAGCUGGUGUUUCCUGGCGCAGCAGCUGAGACAAUCACCCUGAAUGCGCUCACGUCCCUGCACAGGGUCUUCUCUUGUCUUCCCCGGGUCACAUACACCGGCUGUGCCAAGUGCGCAUUGGCACUAGAGAGAGAUGAGAACAAGAUCUACAAGCAGUGUUUUAACUGCUUGCCAUGUACGAUGAAGAAGGUAUACUACAGGCCAGCCUUGAUGACCGUGGCUGACGGAAACUGUAAGGUUCACGUCCAUGUUGGCUCGGAGCUGAUGGAGAAGAUGCUGCUCAACAUCUCCCCAGACUGCCUUGACCGAACAAUAGUGCCCUCCUCAGAGAUCACCUAUGGGAUGGUUGCUGCAGACCUGCUGCACUCCCUGUUGGCUGCCAGCGGGGAGCCUUGUGUGUUGAAGAUUCAGAGCCUUUUUGUGUUAGAUGAAAACAGCUUCCCGCUGCAGCAGGAUUUCUCCCUGCUGGACUUCCACCCCGGCAGCACGAUGCCUGGCACGUGGGCCCUUCCUGAGGCCUCGAGAAGACAUGGCGGCCCUUCCAGGAGGAUAUGCUGAGAUGACCUGUUUCCUGAAGUAAAUGAAUUGACUGGGUUUUUGGACUUUUAAACAAAUAUAUUUUAAAAACAGAGUUGUGUUAA